GCAUUUUGUUGCAUUAUAAACAACAUGUUGUUAUAAAAACAAAGUCCGGACCGGCUUAACCGGACUAAGAAUACUUCUUUCAUAUAAAAAGAAACUGUCAUCUGCCAAUAUUCAAAUCUUUUGAAUCUCUUUCUAAUUUUUUCAUCUUAUUUAUUUUAAAGAUGUCCGCUGCCAGACCUGUUCUUAACGUCUACGCCGAAUCCGGCAACAAUGUCGCUGCCACUGUUCCUCUUCCUGCCGUCUUCAAGGCUCCUAUUCGUCCUGACAUUGUUAACUUUGUCCACACUAACAUGGCCAAGAACAAGCGUCAACCCUAUGCCGUUUCCUCCAAGGCUGGUGAACAAACUUCUGCUGAAUCUUGGGGUACUGGUCGUGCUGUUGCUCGUAUUCCUCGUGUGAAUGGUUCCGGUACUCACCGUGCUGGUCAAGCUGCCUUCGGUAACAUGUGUCGUGGUGGUCGUAUGUUUGCUCCCACCAAGACCUGGAGAAAGUGGAAUGUAAAGCUUAAUGUCAACCAAAAGCGUUUCGCUACUGUUUCUGCUUUAGCUGCUUCUGCUUUACCCUCUUUGGUCAUGGCACGUGGUCACCGUAUCGAAAAGAUUGAAGAGGUCCCCCUCGUUGUUUCUGACAACGUUGAAAAAUUGACCAAGACCAAAGAAGCUGUUGCUCUCUUGAAGGCUGUUAAUGCUUAUGCUGAUGUUGUCAAGGUUUCUAACUCUCGUAAGUUGCGUGCUGGUCAAGGUAAACUCCGUAACCGUCGCCACAGACAACGCCGUGGUCCUCUUGUGAUCUAUAAUGAAGAUAAGGGUCUCGUUAAGGCCUUCCGUAACUUGCCUGGUCUUGAACUUGUUAAUGUUCGUCAACUCAAUCUCUUACAAUUAGCUCCUGGUGGACAUUUGGGUCGUUUCAUCAUCUGGACUCAAUCUGCUAUUUCUCUUCUUGAUGAACUUUAUGGUACCUACGAGACUCCUGCUACCUUGAAGAAGAACUACGUCUUGCCUGACAACAUCAUGACUAACCCUGAUGUUGCUCGUCUCAUCAACUCUGAUGAAAUUCAAUCUGUUGUUCGUCCUGCUGGCAACAAGCAUCACAAGCGUCCCUUCACUCAAAAGAAGAACCCCUUGAAGAACCAAGGUGUUAUGAACCGCCUCAAUCCUUAUGCUCAAGUCCUUCGUCGUGCUGAGCUCAUCAAGGCUGAGAAGAUUGAUGCUGGUAAGGUUACCAAGACACAAAAGAAGAAGUCUGGCGCUUCUACUGCUGCUUCCAAGAAAUUUUUGGAAGUCCUUCACUCUGCUUAAAUUUAUUUAAAAUAAAUAAAAUAUGAAUAUAAACGUUUAUUUAUUCAUUUUAUUAUUUGUACAAAUAUAUGAAAGGAAAAGAAGAGAAAGUGUAUAACUUGCAUUGUUUUCUGUACAUUAGCAUUUCUAAAGAUGACUUUAAUAUAGAAAGUGUAGUAAAAAUAACUCUCUUAUUACAUAACAAAGUAACACACGUAAAUAAACAUAAAUAGUGUAGAAGGAAGUGGCCUUAGUUUUUGAAGUCGCUUGUUACCAAUAUGCAUAUCGUCGUCACAUUUUGUAAGCAGCCUUCUUUUAUUGUAGUAGUAGAAGUCUUGUUUUGUGAUUCUAUUAUAUGCGGAACAGCUGUAUUAAAAAAUAAAUAAAUAAAUAAAUAAGGAGGGAGUCACUUUAUA
This is a messenger RNA of Cokeromyces recurvatus, 1693 nucleotides long. Its product is annotated as ribosomal protein L4 domain-containing protein. The transcript is spliced from 2 exons. Gene Ontology annotation, cellular component: cytosolic large ribosomal subunit; ribosome. The record is from RefSeq and is a predicted model, not a curated record. Lineage: Eukaryota; Fungi; Mucoromycota; Mucoromycetes; Mucorales; Mucoraceae. Bases 162 to 1298 code for a protein of 378 amino acids. Gene Ontology annotation, biological process: translation. Gene Ontology annotation, molecular function: structural constituent of ribosome; RNA binding.